CUCCACCCCAGCGGAGGAGCCUCAGCCAAGGAGGCAUGGGUGUGGGCCGCCCCACCAGGUUCCCCUGCCGGGCGGCCGCCCCCCACUAAGCCAAGUGGAGGGGCUCCCCCCCACCCAAUGGGCCUGGCCAGGGCCCUGCGCCGCCUGAGCGGCGCCCUGGAGUCUGGGGACAGCCGGGCCGGCGAUGAGGAGGCGGCCGAGCAGCCGGCGCUGUGCCGCAACGGGUGGGCGCCCGCAGCGUCCCCACUGGUGGGUCGGCGCCGGGGUCGCUUUGUCAAGAAGGACGGACACUGCAACGUGCGCUUCGUGAACCUGGGCGGCCAGGGCGCGCGCUACCUGAGCGACCUGUUCACCACGUGCGUGGACGUGCGCUGGCGCUGGAUGUGCCUGUUCUUCUCCUGCUCCUUCCUCGCCUCCUGGCUGCUCUUCGGCCUGGCCUUCUGGCUCAUCGCCUCCCUGCACGGCGACCUGGCCGCGCCGCCGCCGCCCGCGCCCUGCUUCUCGCAGGUGGCCAGCUUCCUGGCCGCCUUCCUCUUCGCGCUGGAGACGCAGACGUCCAUCGGCUACGGCGUGCGCAGCGUCACCGAGGAGUGCCCGGCCGCCGUGGCCGCCGUGGUGCUGCAGUGCAUCGCCGGCUGCGUGCUCGACGCCUUCGUCGUGGGCGCCGUCAUGGCCAAGAUGGCCAAGCCCAAGAAGCGCAACGAGACGCUCGUCUUCAGCGAGAACGCCGUCGUGGCGCUGCGCGACCAUCGCCUCUGCCUCAUGUGGCGCGUGGGCAACCUGCGCCGCAGCCACCUCGUGGAAGCCCACGUGCGGGCCCAGCUGCUCCAGCCCCGCGUGACCCCAGAGGGCGAAUACAUCCCGCUGGACCACCAGGAUGUGGACGUGGGCUUCGACGGUGGCACCGACCGCAUCUUCCUGGUGUCGCCCAUCACCAUCGUGCACGAAAUCGACUCUGCCAGUCCCCUGUAUGAGUUGGGCCGCGCGGAGCUGGCCCGGGCCGACUUCGAGCUGGUGGUCAUCCUGGAGGGCAUGGUGGAGGCCACGGCCAUGACCACCCAGUGCCGUUCGUCCUACCUGCCCGGCGAGCUGCUCUGGGGCCAUCGUUUCGAGCCGGUCCUCUUCCAGCGUGGCUCCCAGUACGAGGUGGACUAUCGUCACUUCCAUCGCACUUACGAGGUGCCGGGGACACCGGUCUGCAGUGCCAAGGAGUUGGAUGAACGGGCCGAGCGGGCAUCGCCACACAGCCCUAAGCUGAGCUUCCCUGGCUCUCUGGCUGCAUUUUGUUACGAGAACGAACUGGCCCUGAGCUACUGUCAGGAGGAAGAGGAGGAAGGGGAAGGCAAGGAGGAGGACAGCGGAGAGGCGGAAGAUGGGGCCGCCUGCCCCUGAGUUGUCUCACCCGUGGCGUUGACCCUGUGUCCCAGAUGUGAGCCGGAGGCACCCUCUGUGCCCCACCACCCCACCCUCUUCAAAGACGUCGCAAGCUGGAGAGCUGGAGCAUUCUCCUGCAAACGGGGGCAGGUGUUUUCCCGAGGCCAAGAGGCCUCCUAGGUAAAUUAUUUCCUGGGCAGGUCCUGCCCUAAUGGGUGGAUUCACCCCGGGACAUACUGGACCUCAAUUCCUCUGCAUUCCACGGCCCCCCUGGAGACCACCCUGUACAACGCAUCACCAUCCCAAGUCUCACCAGAGCAAAGGGCUCCAGAAUUCUGGAAGACCCAAGAGGCAAAGGAUUCGUGGUUCUAGAUUCCUCUGCAAGGCUCUUCCUGGGUGGUUGGAAUCCACAGUCUCACUGUCUUGACGAGGAGGAAGUCAUCAGUUCUCAAACAACGGAGAUCAGGGGUUUGUACGUCUGGAAUGGCCUAAGAGUCGAGAGACUCGCCCAACUGGGAGCCAGCCCAUUGGUGGUCGAUCCCUUGAAGAGAGGUGGUUGUUGAAUUGCCCCAGUACUCAUACCCAUCUCGAUUGACCAAAGGUAAGGUCUGAGGGCUGCAGGUCAAGGAAAGAUCCUGUGGUUCCAGAAAGCCGGAGCGUUGAGAGUCUGGGAGUCCGGAUUGACCACAGAGGCAAGCACUGGCAUUUCUAGACCAGAUUUGACCUCAGGAGCUGAACCACCCUUGCCAUGAAAGUGUUCUGUCUCUAGAAUGCGCAAAGUAAUGGGGAAGUGGGCGUGUGUCUCGCAGGACUGAAAGUCGCAAGUUCUUGAUAUCCUUGAAAGCCAGACCAUUCACGGACGACUGAAGAUCCACCCCACUCGAGAGGGUAGCCAGUGCUUCUGAAUGAUCCCUGGGAAGUUGCGGGAAACCACGCACCCCCCCCUAAAAAAAGUGCCAUUCUAGAAUGUCCCAAAGAACGAGGAUUCGGUGGUCCUCCAUCCAUCGCAGAGUCAAGCAAAGGAGUGGUGGUUCGAGAUGUCUUUGAGGUUUGCUGGUUCCACUCUGCCCACGUGGGUUGAGGAUCUCAGGAUUCUGGCUAGGACCAACUUCCUUGGGGUUCUGUAAUGCCAAAAGUAGUCAGAGGCUCCAGGGAUCCAGAGCUGCUCACUCACCAAAGCCGAGAAGUUCAAAUCGCCUCCAGAUACAACGCCUGAUGAUUUUUUUUAAUAGGACUCCGGAUUGAGAAGCGACAUUUCCAAGCGACCCAGGAAGGGGAGGGCCCCGACCCAACCCUCUAGGU
Molecule: messenger RNA, 2676 nt
Organism: Echinops telfairi (small Madagascar hedgehog)
Lineage: Eukaryota; Metazoa; Chordata; Mammalia; Afrosoricida; Tenrecidae
Gene: KCNJ14
Product: potassium inwardly rectifying channel subfamily J member 14
Exons: 3
Coding region: 118-1392 (424 amino acids)
Biological process (GO): potassium ion import across plasma membrane; regulation of monoatomic ion transmembrane transport
Cellular component (GO): plasma membrane
Molecular function (GO): inward rectifier potassium channel activity
Source: RefSeq, a predicted model, not a curated record